GUGACUUAAUACGCCUUCAGCGCAUUAAUCACUGAUUUGCGCACAGUCUUACGGUGACAACAGGUACGGAAAAAUGGCAGUUAAACUGAAUUGCGCUGAAUCAACUAUAAAAUAUAUCCUAUUUUUCUUGAAUUGCCUCAUAUUGCUUGGAGGAAUUGCUUUGGUUGUUUUAGGAUCGAUCACUAUUGUCUAUGUUACCACAUAUGAUGCAUUUCUCUCGGACCCUUAUUCAGCCCCUGCAAUCGUUGUUGUGACAAGCGGCGCGUUGAUUGUCCUGGCCGGUUUGAUCGGGUGCUUUGGAGCGGCCAAGCAAUCCUAUAUAGUGCUAUUGAUAUACGCUGGAUGCUUGUGCGUCAUUUUCCUGCUACAAUUUGUUGGCGGAAUUUUGGUAUUCACUUUCCAAGAGGAGUUGGGCGAUAUUUUCCGCAACACUUUGGAGGAUCAGAUGAGACUUUACGACGAUCCUGAGAACGGAGAUAUGUCUAAAUUGACUUGGGACACACUGCAAAGUGACUUCAAAUGCUGUGGCAUCGACACGUUUUCGGACUGGAAAGAAUUUGCAGGAAUGGAUCUUCCACCAGAUUCAUGCAAAUGUGAUGGUACAAACUUGGACGUUUGCAAUUCCGCAGGUUACUUCAAAAAGGGAUGCUAUUUUGAACUCAAGAAUUAUUUUACCACCUUCCAAAAUGCUCUCGGAGCGGUGGCAGUUGUCUUUGCAGUAGAUGAGCUCAUUGCAAUUGUUUUUGCAAUAAUUAUGGCCUUCUCCAUUAAACGGCGGCUGGAUGACGAGCCUGCUUUCGUCACGAACGUCGCAUCCAGAAAGUUCAGUGAUGAGGACACGUAGUAAAUUUUAUUUAUGUAAAUAAUACUCGAUUUGUUUGUAAUAAAAGCAGCUGUAGCACCUUUUUCACU
This is a messenger RNA of Neocloeon triangulifer, 912 nucleotides long. RefSeq names its product tetraspanin-9-like. Bases 74 to 844 code for a protein of 256 amino acids. The transcript has 6 exons. Lineage: Eukaryota; Metazoa; Arthropoda; Insecta; Ephemeroptera; Baetidae. The record is from RefSeq and is a predicted model, not a curated record. Gene Ontology annotation, cellular component: membrane.